UCCAGCUCCAACGGACAGAAGAAGCUGGCUUGAGUGUCAAGCGAGCUACUGGAUUUUUGUAGUCAGCAAUACUGGCAUCUUAAAUCACUCCAGUUUUGAGCAAGUGUCAGGAUUUCCUUAUUAGGAAAAAUGUCCUCGGAAUAACAUGACAUUGUAACAUAUUUUUUGGUCCGUUGAUUUUGUAGAAGCAUUGUCUUUUCCGAUAUACACUGUUGAAAAACCCCCAGGUCUGUGCAUGUUCUGUUUGAAGUUUUGUUUUUGCUCUCUCGCAUCUCGAAAGACGGACAUCUUUAUGAUUCCACAACAGGUCCAAUUCAUGAUGAGCCUGAACCGGAAGCGUAGAUUAAGGCCUCCAAAAGUAAGUCUCUCGUGGUCCAAAGUCAAGAGGAAAAAGGAGACUGAGUCUGAAUUAUGUCUGACCCACACUGCACAACUUACUACAGAAAAGGGUAAAAACACCUCACUCAGCAGUGAGAGAAACCAAGGAUUUUUUGCAGAUUCCUCAUCAUCAAAAAGAUGUUUGACAUCAGUACAAUGUCUGAAUCAGACACUCAACCAGGAGCUCAUGACUACAGCUGGAUCUUCACAACAUAAUGGCAGGGGUCCUGAGCAGACAUCCAGCCCUUCACAUCCUCAAACACUGAUUGAGGAAGACAAUGACAUGGAUUUGGUCAUUACUUUAGAUGAUGAUCAGCGAAAGGCCCAGCGAGCAGCCAGGAAGAAGGGUGGGACCAAGAAAAAGCUGGAUGUAGAUGUUUCUGAGGGCAGCGAGGCUAAGUGUGGAUCAGAUGACGAGGAUGCUAUUGAAGUGGAAAUUGACAGAGAGCUAGACAGAGAGCUGGAAACCAAGUCCCGGCAGCAUAAUCUGACCACAGUAAACGUGCGCAACAUCAUUCAUGAAGUUAUUACCAAUGAGCAUGUGGUAGCCAUGAUGAAAGCUGCCAUCACAGACACGGAACCCAUAGCCAUAUUCGAGCCCAAAAUGACCCGCUCCAAACUGAAGGAAGUGGUGGAAAAAGGCGUGGUUAUUCCUGCAUGGAAUAUGUCUCCUAUCAAGAAGCCCAGUAAAGCAAAGCCCCCCCAGUUUGUUGACAUUCCUCUGGAGGAGGAGGACUCUUCUGAUGAAGAAUAUUGCCCCUAUGAUGAUGAAGAAGAUGAGACUGCAGAGGAGACUUUCCUGGAAAGCGAUAUGGAGAGCACUGCCUCAUCCCCUCGAGGCAGCCGAGUAGGCCCUCCCCGGAUCCCCACAGGGCGCGAUGAAGACAGGAACCACAGUCCCAUGCAGAAGAAAGCGUCUGAAUCAAGACACCUUCAGGUGGAGGUUGUGCCAAUGGGGCCUCCACCACCCCCACAGCCAGUGGGACCUCCACGAUGCCCCAGGACCCCACCUGAAUGCAGCUUCAUGGAGAAGCUCCAUGCUGUAGAGGAAGAGCUAGCCACCAGCCCCAUAUGUAUGGACCCCUACCAGAAUUUGAGUGGUGGUGGUGAUGAGAGCAGCCUGAUGGCCUGCCGCACGCGCUCAAAACGUCCGCUACGGGAUGUCCCACUGGGACAGCUGGAGGCAGAACUCCGUGCCCCUGACAUCACCCCUGAUAUGUAUGAAUGUGUGUCUGCCCCAGAGGACAAAGAGUGGGCUCAGUGGCUGCAGGGCCUCAUGGCCUCUGAUGUGGAGAAUGAAGAGGAUGGGGAUGACGAUGAUGACCCAGAAUACAACAUCCUGGAGGAUAUAGAUGAGCCAGACUUGGAGGACUACCGCAAUGACCGGGCUGUUCGCAUUAGCAAAAAGGAAGUGAAUGAGUUAAUGGAAGAGUUGUUUGAAACGUUCCAGGAUGACUUUGGGGUUCAGGAACAAGAAGAAGAAGCUGCAGAAGAAGAUGAGGAGAAACAGGAGGAACUACCUGCAGAGCCUCCUAAAUUCAACAACCCACAAACAACUGGGUUUGAGGAACCUCUGCCAAACAUGCUGAUGAAGCACCGUCGUACAGUGAGGGAGCAGCUGGCAGCCUUGCGGCAAUACCAGGCUCUUGUGGGAAGCAAGACCAUGGUUCCAGCAGCGCAGUGUCCGAGUCCACCCUGUACCCUUACCGUCACUCCUCUUCAGAAACAGCAGCUGCAGCAGCAGAUACAGCAGCACAUCCAGCUGCUAACCCAGGUGCACAUGCUGAGCUACUCAGUGGAAGCCUUGCAGAAUGAAGCUGAUCUCACCCAGCAAUUUCUGACAGAGCUACAGGUAUUUGCCCAACGGGGGGAGCAGACUCGACGCACCACGGAGCCUGGCUUCGUUAGUAUAUUUAGAGCCUGUAAUCUGCAGGGAGCGAUGUCUCUAUUGGAUGAGCUGAGAGCACCUUCAUCCCGCCACAAUGCUGCUGUUCCUGAGCCUGCACGACCGGUGUCUGCACGUUCAUACCCAUUGCUGCCCCCUGGACUGGCCUGGAUGUUGGCCACUCGUCCUGUCUUCCUGUACCCCGAACUUCUGCCCUGCUGCAGCCUGGACCCUUCUCUGCACCCACCACAUGUCAGCACUAUCUACACCCAAGGAGAGAACAGCCUUCUUGUGCUAGGCCUGAGAAACUUCAGUGAGACUGUGCACCCUUACCAACUGAUAUCCCAGUACCUGGUCUGCACCAAAAGCCCUAAACAGCUCCGCAGGCAUGUUCAAGACAUGUGCCAGCGCCGGACAGAGGCCAACAGCAUCAAGUUCUACUGCCAGCACAGACUGGUCCCCUCCAUGCCCCUAGUCUGCAGCAGAGUGAUGCCAGAACAACAGUGUCCCCCAGUGGAGAGAGAGGAGACCAUCAUGCCCUCAUGGCUACGGAAAAGCUUGCCGUUUAUCCAUGAGGAAGUCCAGAAGUAUAACAGCGUGUCAUGCGAGACAGCUGCUCCUCCAGCAAGUCGAUCUGUACCCUCCUAUACCUUUUCCCAUGGAACACGUUAUCCUCCCUCCCUCCCUCAAACUCUAACCCUCCGUGCUGCUGGCUUCAGACACUUGCGUCCACUCUCCAUAUCUGUGCCAUCCUCUCAGGCUGUCAGUAAUGCACCUCCCUUGUGCCAUCCAACAGCUGUACGUUUGGCGCAGGAACCUCAAGUCUCCAUUACUUCUGCCUCCACUGGUCUGGGAGGACAAGUCGCACAGGAACACACAGCGGAACAAACUCCGCUGAUUCCCACCCGAAAGCUGUGCCGCAUCCAACCUGCACCACCAAAGCCAUCUUCAGUGGGCCUCCAGCUCCUCAGUGUAGCACCUGGUGGGGUCAUGAACACGUUAACUUUGGGUGAUGGAGCAGCAGCGGGGAGAGUUUCCGUGGACAGGGGAGAGGCGAGAAAACAAGUGGAUUCUGUUGGGGAGUGUAGCCUUGUCCCACCAGUUGUCGUCAUCAGUCUAGUUCCACCAUUGUCUACUUCUGUCAUGUGUCCUACUCCUGUUGCCAGCGGAAUCACUAGGAUUCCUGUUGAGUCUACACCUUUGGCCUGGGGAUCCCUGGCAUGCUCCACAGAUGUCCUGGCCAAGACUCAUAAGCUGGCAAGACCACUGAUGCCAGUACCUAGUGAAGGUCCUUCCCCAAAUGUUCAUGGUCCUGAUGUAAUCAGUUCCACAAAGUGUGUAUUGCUCUCUCAUACACAGCUUGCUCCCAAACCCACCGUCACCAGGAAUAACGAGGUUCAGAUCUUGGAUGCGUCUGUGCCGAAGAGGAAAAGCGAGGAGGAUCAUACCUUCCCUAACAACAACAGCAUGCUGCCCAUUCCCUCCAGGCCAAAUCACCCUGGAACAGGAGAGACCACCCCAGAGGACAGGGCAGAUUCUAGAGGGCUGCCAUCCACAAACCCCAGUGUAAACUAUGACAGAGGGCUAUGGGAGGAGGAGGAGGAGCAGCAAGAGGAAGAAGAAAAGGACAUUUGUCGAGAGGAAGAAGAGGAAUAUCGUGAUUAUGGGGAGCCUCUUCUUGCUCUGUCUGAGUCUUCAGCAAGCCCUCCUUCCAGUUUAGAAAGCUGCACCGAUUCCCUGGAGGCAGUGAUUGACAAGCAGGAAGAAACAGAUGGGCAGAGGAAAGGACAGCAAGGGAGAGCAGUGGGGAUGGAAGGCAAUGCAGUGCUGUCUGUUUCAACCUGCAGGACAAAAGUAAGCACUGGGGGGAAAGUACAGGGACAGGUAGGAAGCAAAGGUCAAGAUGAUGGGGGCCAGGUAAGAGAGACAGAACACUACACACACACUGGGGGAGACAAAGGACAGCAGUCAGAUGGACAAGAGGAUUUUUACCAACUCAUUCCAGAAUGUGAUGAAGAAGAGGUGAUGUCCUCAUCCUCAGAGAAGUCUGUUCUAUCUGUGCCCGAGUUACAGGAGACUAUGGAGAAGCUGAGCUGGCUGGCCUCAGAGGGGAGGCUGUAUGAAGAAGGAGAUGCUGAGAAUGAUGAGGGUACCAGUUGUUACAGUUCCACGAGGACACCCAGUGUAUUCUUCACCCCUGUGUCCCAGAACUCCCAGGUGGAGGAAAAGGGCAUAUAUGAGGAUGAGGAACUUGUUCUUGAAGAAGGAAAAAAGUCCCAUUUAGCUGGGAAAAGCACAGUUCACAUGUUGCACUGCAACCCCAUGAGGGAGAAGAAGGAUGUUGCCUCUGCUCAGUCCUCAAGGAAAACGAAGAGCUGUUAUGUUGUACAUCACACAUCUAGCAUCCCCCCUACUGUUGCCCAAGCAGAAGAAAGAGAGGAUGAACAACAAGAGGUUACAGAGGGCAGGGAACUGAGAGAGCAAGAGAAAUCCAUGACGCAGCAUGGUGGGAAUGGUCCCCAGUGGGGCUCCUGCCUCCAGGCUGAAGAACUGGAGGACAAGCAGAGGAAAGAGCAGAAACAAGUGGGCUGCAUGUCACCGAGGAAGAGCCGUGAGAAUGAGCAGAGGGGAGAGACUGUUCCAACCCAGCAAAGUACACUGCCCAGCCCUGUCAUUUGUGCCAAAAACAUUUCCUUUACACCAAGUGGGGAAAGAGUCAUUCUCUGGACCAGGGAAGCUGACCGUGCCAUUUUAACUGCAUGUCAAAAGCAAGGAGCUACUAAGAACACUUUUCAGGCUGUCUCUGCCCAGCUGGGAAAUAAAUCAGCCAGUGAGGUUGCAAAGCGUUUUCGGGACCUUGUGCGCAUCUUCCACGCUGCUGCACAACCAACAAGUCCAGAAUGCCACAUGGGAAAUCCUGGAAAGCCUCCUGCUAACAAGCCAGACUAAAUCAACUCAAGGGUUUGAGCCUCAUCAAGCUACCGCCACAAUCUGCGACUGGUCUGAACUCUAGUGUUAGAUGAGGAUGCUGCUGAGCUGAAUUGAAAAGAAUCUUCAUAUUGUUCCUUUCUGAACCCUGUUGGACUCACUAUUGAUGAGGACUGCAGAAAUUGUAAAAUGUCUGUAAAAUAAAAGUUUUUAUAUAUGAACUGGAAUACUUACUAAAUGUCUUAUGGUAAUUUCAUUAUAAGUAUAGUAGUACAUUUACAUUUAUUUAGCAGAUGCUUUUCU
Messenger RNA from Scleropages formosus (Asian bonytongue), 5494 nucleotides. RefSeq names its product GON-4-like protein. The transcript has 25 exons. The record is from RefSeq and is a predicted model, not a curated record. Gene Ontology annotation, biological process: regulation of DNA-templated transcription. The coding region runs from base 236 to 5212 and encodes 1658 amino acids. Gene Ontology annotation, cellular component: nucleus. Gene Ontology annotation, molecular function: transcription coregulator activity. NCBI's taxonomy places the organism in Eukaryota, Metazoa, Chordata, Actinopteri, Osteoglossiformes, Osteoglossidae.